GCGGGCGGCGGCGGCGGCGGCGGCGGCGCGGGCCGGGUGCGCGGCGCAGCCUCCUGUGCUGGAAUGUGCGGCUCCCGCGAGCUUGCGGCGCAGCAGCAGCAGCAGCAGCAGCAGAGCGAGCGCCGCCGAGGCCCCGGACCCCAGACCUCGGCGGCGGCGGCCGGGACAGCAGGGCGAGGAGAGCCCGCGGCCUGAGCGCUCCGCAGCCUCCCCCACCCCCCACUCUCGGGCCUUCGCGGGCCCCGACGCCCAACUUUUCCACCCUCCCUCCCUCCCCCCCUUCCUCCCCCGAAACUCCUGCAACAAAGAAAAGUAGUCGGAGAAGGAUCGGCGACGCCAGGUCCGCAGCCCCUCCUGGCCGAGGAAGGCCGAAUACAGUCAUGGCCACCCAGGUAAUGGGGCAGUCUUCUGGAGGAGGAGGGCUGUUCAACGGCAGUGGCAACAUGGGCAUGGCCUUGCCUAACGAUAUGUAUGACUUGCAUGACCUCUCCAAAGCGGAAUUGGCUGCUCCUCAGCUCAUCAUGUUGGCAAAUGUGGCCUUAACCGGGGAAGUCAGUGGCAGCUGCUGCGAUUACCUCGUUGGCGAAGAGAGGCAGAUGGCAGAGUUGGUGCCUGUUGGGGAUAACAACUUCUCAGAUAGUGAUGGAGAAGGACUUGAGGAGUCUCCUGAAGUCAAAGGUGGACACAGUGGUCUGGAAAACAUGGAACUGGAAAGUUUGGAACUCAGUGUUGCAGAACCACAGCCUGUGUUUGAGGUCCCAGCUGCCCCAGAAGUUUACAGCUCAAAUAAAGAGCUUCCUCCCGAGACACCUGGAGCAGAGGACAAAGGCAAGACCUUGAAGACCAAACCCUUUCGCUGUAAGCCAUGCCAAUAUGAAGCGGAAUCUGAAGAACAGUUUGUGCAUCACAUCAGAGUUCACAGUGCCAAGAAGUUUUUUGUGGAAGAAAGUGCAGAGAAGCAAGCAAAAGCCAGGGAGCCUGGCUCUUCCACUGCUGAAGAGGGAGAUUUCUCCAAAGGCCCCAUUCGCUGUGACCGCUGUGGCUACAAUACCAAUCGAUACGAUCACUAUACUGCUCACUUGAAACACCACACUAGAGCUGGUGAUAAUGAGCGAGUCUACAAGUGCAUCAUCUGCACAUAUACCACAGUAAGCGAGUAUCACUGGAGAAAACACCUAAGAAACCAUUUUCCAAGGAAAGUGUACACAUGUAAAAAAUGCAACUAUUUUUCAGACAGAAAAAACAAUUAUGUUCAGCAUGUUCGAACGCAUACAGGUGAGAAACCAUUUAAAUGUGAUCAGUGCAGUUAUGUGGCCUCUAAUCAACAUGAAGUAACUCGCCAUGCAAGACAAGUUCACAAUGGGCCUAAACCGCUUAACUGCCCACACUGUGACUAUAAAACAGCAGAUAGAAGUAACUUCAAAAAACACGUGGAGCUACAUGUUAAUCCACGGCAAUUCAAUUGUCCGGUAUGUGAUUAUGCAGCUUCCAAGAAGUGUAAUCUGCAGUAUCAUUUCAAAUCUAAGCAUCCCACUUGUCCUAAUAAAACAAUGGAUGUUUCAAAAGUGAAACUAAAGAAAACCAAAAAACGAGAAGCUGACUUGCCUGAUAACAGUAAUACCAAUGAAAAAACAGAAACAGAGCCGAUAAAAGUAAAGGGAGAUGUAGCAGGAAAGAAAAAUGAGAAGUCUGUAAAAGUGGAGAAAAAAGAUAAUGCUUCAAAAGAGAAAAAGUCUAGUAAUGCUUCAAUCCAGGUGACUACCAGAACUCGGAAAUCGGCGAUGGAAGCUAGAGAGAUGGAUGUGCAUUCAAGAACCAAUUCAGAAAAAAACUGUAAAACCAAGAAAGGCAAAAGGAAGAUGGAAGCUGAAGCCCAUUCCUUACAAGAUCCUGUUAAUGAUAAGGAACCUGUGACAAAAAAGAAGAAGAAGACAGAAAGCAAACCCAAAAAUAGUCAGGAAGUACCAAAGUGUGAGAACAGAGUGGAGGAGAAUAAAAAACAGAAUACUUGUGUGAAAAAAAGUACGAAGAAGAAAACUCUGAAAAAUAAGUCAAGUAGAAAAAGCAACAAGCCUGCUCAGAAGGAGACUGUUCAGAGGGGGCCUGCUCAGACAGAGCCGCUGCCACCCAUGGAGCCGUCUCAGGUGGGGCCUGUUCAGACAGAGCCGCCUCCCGCACAGCCCGCUCCCAUGGAGGUUCCGAUGGAGGCGCCGCCUGCCCUGGAGCCUCCUCCUGCCGUGGAGCCGCCGCCUCUUACAGAGCCUCCAGUUCCCAAAAAGUCUCCUCGAAAAGAUAAUAAAAAGGAAAAGUCUAACGUGCAGAGUGAAAUGGCAAGGAAGGAGCAAGUCCUUAUUGAAGUUGGCUUGGUGCCUGUUAAAGAGAGCCAACUUCUAAAGGAAAGUGCAAGUGCACAGGAUUUCUUACCACCGUUGCCAAAGGAAAACCUAAAAGAAGAGGAGUCAAAAGACCAAAAAUUACUCACCGAAUGUGAAGGAAGUCAAGAAGCCCCCCUUCAAAAAGUAGAAGCAAAAGAGGCAAGUAAGAGUCUAGCAGUUGUCAAGGAAUCUGUCACUAUUUCAUCCUCAGAACAAAACUUGAAUAAGCUAGAGGGUGAAACUUCAGAUGGUAAACAUCAGACUGACACUAGGCUUUGUGAAAGCGAUAUGGAUACAGAUGAGAACACAACGGAGAAUCUCCCUGGGAAAGACUCAGCAGUUGAAGAAUCAGUUUCACCACUGCUUCCUCUGCCAACAGAAAAACCAGAAGCAGUGUCCAAAACUGCUGUAGCAUCACCUCCUGUUACCAUGGCAGUGAAUGAGUCUCAGGAAAUGGAUGAAGAUGAAGGUAUUCAUAGUCAUGAUGGAAGUGACCUAAGUGAUAACAUGUCGGAGGGUAGUGACGAUUCUGGAUUAAAUGGGGCCCGGCCAGUUCCACAAGAAGCUAAUAGGAAAAAUGCAAAGGAAGCCUCUACAGUCAAGGUGGCAGAGGGAGAUUUUGUUUGCAUCUUCUGUGACCGUUCUUUUAGAAAAGAAAAAGAUUACAGCAAGCACCUCAAUCGCCAUUUGGUUAAUGUAUACUUCCUUGAAAAAGCAGCUAAAGGGCAGGAGUAAUUAAACUUUGGAAAAGGCUUCAAUUCUUAGUUUGUGAGGUCCUAUCACAUUUUAUAUACCUUUAAACUAGUAGACAACGAUUUAAUUUUAAAAUUGCUUUAAUUGGUGUCCAAUGUUGAUUUUAAGUGGCACUCUUUUUCUUAUGACUCUACCUAUUGUAUCCAUUUUAGCAAAUCCAAGGGAGUUAGUGUACUAAACCAGCAGACACCUAAAUCUGUUAGCUUACACAUUUAAUUGAAACUAGAAGGCCAAGGUGGCAUAGCAUUUUAUUGCUUUGUCUAUUAUAACUUGUCAGUUUCCCUCUAAUGUCUGUCUUCCUAUUUCAGUUUAGUUUAUUCUUAGUUUCUUCUGUAGCUCUAUAAAAAUUGGCAUGCUUAAAUAGCAAAUUACUUGAAGAAUUUGCCUGCUUUAUAUACAGUUAGCACUUUAAAAAAUUUUUUAGAGAUGAGAAGAGACAUUCAAAUUGAAGAAAAAUUCUCCAAGCAAUGGACAUUGUUUCAGUCCAGGUAUUUACUCCUGAGUUUUGAUCAAUAUUUCUUAUUUGUGUAUGUUAAUCGUCAUAAAAACAAUGAUUUUGGUGUUUCUUUUAUUUUUAAUUUUGGUGCUUUAAUGGCUUAAGAUAUUGCACAUUGUGUUUUUUUUUUAACCUAUGCAGUUAAAUUUCUUCCUAGUAGUAAAGUAGCAUUUGUGUUGAACAGUAACACUUUAUACAUAUAUAUGCAUGUUUAUUUUGUCCUCUUUGGAGGGAUGCUUUUAGUUUUGUUUGCAAAAGGGCAGUUUUUCUUUUGCUGCAGUUAUCUUUUUUGCAGAAUAUUAUUAGUGUGUGCAAGUUGGUGAGCAAAUGAAACAUACAGGUUCAAGUCAUUGAUUUUCACAUCUUAUAUCUAUACUAGAUCUGUAUUUCCUAUAAGUUAUUUAUUUUAAAUGGAUGUAGUAAAUUCACAGCUCUCAACUUGACCUUUGCAAUAAAUGAACCACUAGAAUAUAUUGAUGGAUUUCUCUCUCAAAUACCAACCAUAAGUAAAAUUUAUUGGCCUAUUUUAGUAUACUACUACUUAAAUGUACAGUGUUAAGUCAUAUUUUUGAGGAAAACCUUCUUUCAUAGAUGGUUGGUAUCCUAUGGCUACUCAGAUGGGUAAAGAAUUGUGACAUUUGGGAAUUAUAAACAGAGACAUAACAUCUUCAAAUUAUACAGAAUAUCAGUUGUGAGAUUACAAAGCCAUAAUAAUUAUACAAAAAACUUAGAUGAGAAAAAGUUAGUAUGAGUGCUGAUAGACCAGCCACAACUUCCUAUGAAUACAAUGAAAAAGGCUGGUGAACCUUAAUUACAGUCCAAAUUUAAAAAUCACACUAUCUCAGGGAUCUCCACAAACAUGAGUGGGUUUCCUGGCUGUCACUGUGACAGCCUCUUUGUACAGGUGAGGCCUCAAAUGAAUUGCAGCUAUCUUGGUGUUCCUACUCUUUGUAGGAAAAAAUGUGUACUCCCAAAUUUAUUUUGUUUUGAUAGGUUCUUUGGCCAGUCGCCAAAGAAUAUGAAAGAAUCCAACAGGAUUUUUUUUGUCGAUAGUAGUUAUUCAUUGCAGUAAAAAUAAACUAUGAUCCCAAUAGAGAAUCUUAAACAAUUCUGAUCUUCCAUUUCCUGUUCUGAAAUAACCAUUUUAUAUUUCAUUUAUUUUCUUCUCUCUGGUGAUCUCUUUGAGGUGUAGGUUGCAGAGUGUGGUAGUGCAACAUGAAAAAAAGAUUAGGAAAAGCGUUGAUGAAGUGUGGGUGGAAAACUUGUUAAAAAUCUAAGAGUGAAGUUUGAGUUAAAAGAUAUUUGAACUUUGAAUUGACUGGGAGGCCAAAGAUUCAAAGAAGAUGAUUCUCUCAAGACAAUAGGAGUAAAUUGUGUGUUAAUAGUGUGUUUUGUGUGCAUGAAUGGAAAUUUGUAAAUGAUGUUGAAUUCUAGGUGAAUUCUUGGCUCCGACAAUCAUUGUCAACAGAAGAUCAAGCUGCAAAUAUUUAUGUUUUAAAAUUUAAAUUAUAAAGCUAGUUUAAUCUUUCUAACAACUAGUUUUGAUGUUCAUGGGUACAUUUUAUGUAAGUUACCUUUUACAUUAUAUAUGAAAAGAUUCAUGUUAAGUACAGAUUGGAGAUUAGGAAUCAAUUUGGGGGAGAGGUUUUUGUAGAUUCUUCUGUACUAAAGAAAAACAUUUGACUUCUUGGGGAUUGACUUAUUUUCUUAUCUAGUUUUAAAGAUGAGAAUGCUAAACAAAAAUAUGAAGGAAUUUAAAACCCCUUAUUGUUAAAUUGAUCCGUGAAAACAUUGUUAUUAGAAAUUGAGUUGGGCUUCUCAAGCCUUUCUUCCAGAAAACAAGAACUUGAUUGUCAGGCCUAUAUUAGGUUCUGAACCCUAAUGCCAUGUAUUUGUGCUUAUUAAAAAUUGUUUUAGUGAAAAACAUAUUAAUAAUACGAACUUCUGGUCUAGUUGGGAGUUCUUCCAUUUGUAAAAUGUGAUAUUUGCAUGAAACCGAAUCUUUGUGUUUUCUCCUCCACUGGAUAGAAUUUAAGCUAGACUUCCCUUUUGAUAAAGGAAAAAAAAAAAAAUGAACAAGUUAUUUGUAAAUUGAUGUCUAGUGACUAGAGAUAAACUUGAAAUACUAGAAUACAUUAUAAGCCUAAUCCUAGGUAGUCUUAUGAAAAUGUAUCUCUUAACUAUCUUUUGAAUCUAUUGUUUUCAAUAUAUUUUAAGUUAUAUAUUUUUUCCUCUUUUUCAGAGCUGCUUCUUUCAGGCGCUUUUUUAUUUUAUUUUAUUAAAGUAUAAUUUACAAGGGGCAACAUUUUUUUUUUUUUUUUUUUUUUUAACAAGGUUUCUUAUAACUAUGGCAGGAUGUUUUCACUAGUCUUCCAAGGAGGGUCAUUUUAUUUUUUAGAGUCACUUCUAAAGUCCUGUGGUCUUUAACUUAGGGACUAUUUUUUAUAUGAAUGCUAAUAUUUAAACCCAAGUAGACCUCAUUACAUGUCACCCUAUGAAUGUUGACAAUGGAAGGGACUACCUUGUCUGUAGUGUAUCAGUUCUGGACUGAAAAGCUGGGAAAGGAAUAUAAUUUUCUUUUUUGCAUAAGUCAGAAAAAUAGCUAGUGUGUGGAGUUUCCUUCUUGACCUCAGCAGAUAAACAGCUAAUAGUGUUAGUUCAGAUUCAGGAAAUUAUCUGAAUCCUGGUUUGUGUAGAUUUAUAAUCUACAUGCAAUAUUAACUAAAUCAAAUACCUUUUCAGUUUCACAUGUAUACAUAGACUUUCCCCACUCUUUUUAGCAUCCAUUAGUUAGAUAUUGAACUUUGUAAACUGGCAUUGAAAAAUUGCAACACUGUUUUUGUUGUACCAAUUUUAUAAACUUACAGUGCAAUACGUGUUAUUUUUUCAGACAAACCAAAGGUUAAUUUCUCAAGGUUCUUGCUGCCUGCUUUUGCAGCUUUGGAGGAUCUUUUAUAUACAUUUGUAAUAGAUGAAAAAUAAAACUGCAAAUCUUUUUCUCUUUCUUUUUUUUUUAUGUUUAAACUAUGUACCAAGUUUUUGGUCGAAAUCAUGUAAAAUAAGUUAAACUUAAAUUGCAUUCUAUUAACCAAUAUGAGUGUAUUUCUGUAAGCAUAGUUAUGUUGAAAUAAAGUUUUAAAAAGCA
Molecule: messenger RNA, 6769 nt
Organism: Pipistrellus kuhlii (Kuhl's pipistrelle)
Lineage: Eukaryota; Metazoa; Chordata; Mammalia; Chiroptera; Vespertilionidae
Gene: REST
Product: RE1 silencing transcription factor
Exons: 3
Coding region: 381-3110 (909 amino acids)
Biological process (GO): regulation of gene expression
Cellular component (GO): nucleus
Source: RefSeq, a predicted model, not a curated record